Messenger RNA from Ananas comosus (pineapple), 2047 nucleotides. Its product is annotated as heterogeneous nuclear ribonucleoprotein 1-like. Lineage: Eukaryota; Viridiplantae; Streptophyta; Magnoliopsida; Poales; Bromeliaceae. The record is from RefSeq and is a predicted model, not a curated record. Gene Ontology annotation, molecular function: RNA binding. The coding region runs from base 114 to 1559 and encodes 481 amino acids. The transcript is spliced from 4 exons.
GGAGAGGUGGGAAUUUGUGGAGCCCCUCUCUUCUUCCGAUGCCGAUUCCAAGAUCUUAGAGAGGACGAGGAGGAGGAGGCGCCGUCCCCAAUCCUUCUUCGAUCGAGAAGGGAAUGGAGUCGGACGUCGGAAAGCUAUUUAUCGGGGGGAUUUCGUGGGACACCAAUGAGGACCGGCUCCGCGAGUACUUCGGAAGCUUUGGGGAGGUGGUGGAAGCUAUGAUCAUGAGGGAUCGGACCACCGGCCGGGCCCGUGGAUUCGGUUUCAUUGUGUUUGCAGACCCUGCCGUCGCGGAGCGAGUCGUCGCGGAGAAGCACAUGAUCGAUGGGCGCAUGGUCGAGGCAAAAAAAGCUGUUCCUCGUGACGACCAGAGUGGCCUCAGCAAGAGCAACAGCAGCGCGCAUGGCUCACCUGGCCCGGGACGUACCAAGAAGAUAUUUGUUGGGGGACUGGCUUCCACUGUGACGGAAGCCGACUUCAAGAAGUACUUCGAUCAGUUCGGCACGAUCACCGAUGUUGUCGUGAUGUACGACCACAACACGCAGAGGCCAAGGGGGUUCGGUUUUAUCACGUACGACUCUGAGGAUGCCGUCGACAAGGCAUUAGUCAAUACCUUCCAUGAAUUGAAUGGUAAGUUGGUUGAGGUCAAAAGAGCGGUUCCGAAAGAACUGUCCCCUGGGCCCACCAUGCGGAACCCACCGAUUGGGGGUUAUAACUUAGCAGUGAGUAGGGCCAAUAGCUUUCUCAGUGGGUACAACCCUGGGUAUAGUCCGAGCUCUAUUGGUGGCUAUGGGAUGAGAAUGGAUGGCAGAUUUGGGUUUCUUGGCGGUGGUGGGCGUAAUGGGUACCCUCCCAUCAGUGCUGGUUAUGGUAUUGGCUUGAAUUUCAAUCCAGGCACGAGCCUAAGUUUUGGUAGUAGCUCGAAUUUUAGUAAUAAUGGCCUUCAGUAUGGACGGCAACCAAGGCUUUAUCACAACGGGAGCUUAAGUAGAUAUAAUAGUAGUAGCGGUUAUGGAGGGGCUAAUGAAAAUUCUAGUUCAAUGUUUAAUUCAUUGUCUCGUAUAUGGGGUAAUGGCAGUCUUAACUAUAAUACAAGUUCUGCAAGUUCUAAUGGCUUCAUGCCAUCUGCAAGUGGAGGUUUAGGUGGAUUUGGCAAUAAUGAUGGUGUGAAUUGGGGAAGUUCGUCUCCUAUUUCUGCUCAGGGAAUGGGGAGUAGUUCAGAAUAUGCAAAUGCAAAUCUGAGUUUUGGAAUUGGGGAGAUUAGUAAUGCAGGUAUGGGUGCCAAUAGGUUUGAAAGGAACAGUGGGGGUGGUAUCGCCGACGAUUCUUUUAAUGUAUCUAGCAAUGGGUAUGAAAGUAAUUAUGGGGAUCAAUACGGUAGUAGUAGCUCGAUAUAUGGGGACACAACCUGGCGGACUGCAUCUUCUGAGCUUGAUGGGCCGGGCUCAUUUGGUUAUGGGCUUGGUGAUGCACCUUCAGAUGUCACAGACAAGGGUUCAGCUGGUUAUAUGGGCCGCUAUAAUGUUACUAGUCAAACAAAUAGAGGAAUCGCUACGUAGGAGGAUCAUUCUUUCACUACUGAGCUUGUUAUAGGUGAAGAAUCUCAUCGAAUCUCAGGUGCAUGGUUGUGAAUUUCAGAAAUACCAACAUAAAUAUUGGUUCGUUCGCCUUUUGAUUCUAACCACAGUUGGUUUAUGAAACUCGAAAUCUCGGACAAUUCAAACAAUUGGGUCUUUUUGUUUUCGCAUAAGGCUUGAGAUUUUUUUUUUCUCAGUUCCAUUUUCCAACAGCGAGUUUAGGUUUUUUUCGUCACUUUUGGCUUUUGAUUGAGGUUGUGAAGUGGGAUUACGGGAUGUAUUCAGGAAAGUGUUUAUGUAUGUUGUGGGUGUGCCCUAUGAACUUUUUUUUAUACGAAAAAAGAGGGGGGAAGAGAACUGUAAUAUGUUGUUUAUCAUUGGAGAUCAUCUGGUUGAGUUUCUAGUAAAAACUUUGGGGGAUAUUUUUAUCCCCUAUGAAUAAGGCUUUGCCGCACUAUAUUCUAAACUAA